This is a messenger RNA of Trichomycterus rosablanca, 4718 nucleotides long. It is a transcript of the gene arhgef5, whose product is annotated as Rho guanine nucleotide exchange factor (GEF) 5. Lineage: Eukaryota; Metazoa; Chordata; Actinopteri; Siluriformes; Trichomycteridae. Gene Ontology annotation, cellular component: cytoplasm; nucleus. The record is from RefSeq and is a predicted model, not a curated record. Bases 1 to 4191 code for a protein of 1396 amino acids. The transcript is spliced from 14 exons. Gene Ontology annotation, molecular function: guanyl-nucleotide exchange factor activity; protein binding. Gene Ontology annotation, biological process: activation of GTPase activity.
AUGGAUAAUGACCAGUGGAGGAGAGAGGUUGAAUAUAAAUUAAAAGACAAAGAAAGAGAAAUCAGCUCUGAGAAUGACAGAGGUGAGGAAAGGGAGUUGAAGGGCUUUGAAAAAGAGGAUAUGAAGGCUGAAAAAGAGCAAAAAAGAGAUAAACCAGAGCCCAAACAGAGACCUUACAGGAAAAUGUGGCUGGAGCCACGAGCAGAUCGAGAGAGAACAAAGACUUUACAGGAGGAAUACGGAGAGAGAGAAAAAGACAGGGAGAGAUAUGCCCAGAGACAUGAAGAGGAAGCAAGGGAGAGGUAUGCCCAGAGUCGUGAGGAGAAAGCCAGGGAGAGAUAUGCCAAGAGACAUGUAGAGAAAGCAAGGGAGAGAUAUGCCCAGAUACACGAGGAGGAACCCAGGGAGAAAGAUGCCCAGAGACAUGAGGAGGAACCCAGGGAGAGAGAUGCCCAGAUACACGAGGAGGAACCUAGGGAGAGAUAUACCCAGAGACAUGAAGAGGAACCCAGGGAGAGAUAUGCCCAGAGUCAUGAGGAGGAACUCAGGGAGAGAUAUGCCCAGAGACAUGAGGAGGAACCCAGGGAGAGAUAUGCCCAGAGACAUGAGGAGAAAGAGAGGGAGAUAUAUGCCCAGAGUCAUGAGGAGGAACCCAAGGAGAGAUAUGCCCAGAGACAUGAGGAGGAACCCAGGGAGAGAUAUGCCCAGAGACAUGAGGAGAAAGAGAGGGAGAUAUAUGCCCAGAGUCAUGAGGAGGAACCCAGGGAGAGAUAUGCCCAGAGACAUGAGGAGAAAGAGAGGGAGAUAUAUGCCCAGAGUCAUGAGGAGGAACCCAGGGAGAGAUAUGCCCAGAGUCAUGAGGAGGAACCCAGGGAGAGAUAUGCCCAGAGACAUGAGGAGGAAGCCAGGGAGAGAUAUGCCCAGAGACAUGAGGAGGAAGCCAGGGAGAGAUAUGCCCAGAGACACAAGGAGCAAGAGACACCAAGGAAUGAAGAAGAUACCUCAGCAGACCAAACCUGUCAAGUGUUGCAAACGUUGGCAGAGGACGAUGAACAAGAUAUAGAUGCAGAGUUUAUGACGGAUGAGAGUGAAAGAAGAGUAAGCAAUGAGAGCAUAGAGCCUGACGAUCAAGGGGAGUUCGAUGCAUCCUAUCAAAUAGAGGCAGAACAUUUGGCCGACAGAAUGGAGGGUUGUCACAUAGAGGAAGAAAGUGGAAGUGAAAGAUGUGGUCAGUCCGAUAGGGAAGAAGACAGCGAGGGGGAGUGGGAGGAAAGGAGGGAGAAAAUAACAUCAGGAGAUGACGGUUUCGUGACCGUGUCCAGUGGCUUAGACGACGAUGAGGCAGACGAGGACACGUUUGAGGACUGUAAGGAAUUCUGGGAUAGUGGCAAUAGAGAGGAUCGUUGUAGGCAGUCACCCACCGGCAGCCUCGAGGAUCAGGGAGAGAUUGAAACCAGAAUGGCCGAGGUGAGAGGUGACCACAAAGUCACUGUCUUUUGUGUGGUUGGUCAAACUCUUCCCAGGUCAGGAUCCCACCAAAACCCAUCCACUGAUGACCUGGAGCAGGAGCAGGCCAGUGAACUGUUACCUUACCAAAUGGGUGAUGAGGGUUAUCAAGAUACUGUACCGAUCAGUGACAAAGAGACAGAAAAGGACACAGACCACAGACAUGGUCUUACUUUGCCUGAGGAGAAUAACAUGGACAGUGCAGAGUAUGACAAGGUAACCACUGAUCCUGCCCCACAGGAGGAAGCUGUAAUAGUUACAGAUGACAUGCAUACAGAAAAAGAAAAUAAUGUACACACAGCACCGUCUGUAACAUCCACCGAGACUGAUGAUCAUGAGACGCAUCCAGAAAAGAGAGAAAAAAGACAUUAUUUGAAACAGGCAGAAGGUACCGCACAGGAGAAACGCAUCUCUGCCCCUCCACACGUCAAAUGGGCCAAGAAUGUGCUAAGUGAGAUCCUGGGUUCUUCUGAAGAUGGGACACUUAACAUACCCGAGCCAGGCGAUGGAGUUCCCUCUGAGGCUGAAGGUCUCAGAUCACCGGCCUUACCUCUUUACGGAGUCGUCCAUAAACCCCACAAACACAGACGAGACGUAGAUCCCGAGUCAUCACAUACAAACACGGACACUCUGGUCCAAAAUGAAAUCCCUAUACACGUAGAACGAGAUUCAGAGGAAGAAGAAGAGCCGGAGCAGCCUCGCCCGGAGGUAGAGACCGACGAGGAGGCGGAAUAUUACAAUCUAACCAGUCCUGACCUGAACAGCCUCUCCUCAGAAGGAGAAGGAGAGAAGGAGGAGAGCAGUAAGAAGAACAAGAAACAGAAGAAGAAGACGGUAUGGCAAAUGAUCAGCUCUAGCAGUUUACGGGAUCUGGGACACGAAGCUUUGGGAAGAAGGCGGAAGGGGAUUCGGCGGACAGUGCAAAAACAGAAAGAUGAAGCGAAGGAAGAGGAAGCUGGACGGGACCGCAGGACCAGAGUGUUUCCACCAGAGGAUGAAUAUGAUGAUCUAAGUUCCACCUGGAGUGAAAUGGAUCUAAGUGCUAUUAAGGGAACAAUCAGCAGAUCGAGAACGAGGAACUCAAAAUAUUACAAUUCCCAGUUGUACCAGCAGUACAGUGAGGUGGUUCAGAACAGGGAGCUCCUGCAUCAAUCCAGUUCCGAUUCUGUGUUCGUGGAGGUCAUUGCUCCCCACAUAUCGUCCUCCUCUCCGUGCCCCUCUCCCCCUCUCGCCCGCCGCCCCCUGCCACCUCUUCCCCCCGCGCUUCACUCCCACUCCGUGCCCCAUACUAACUCUGUCUCCAGUUUAAACGAGAGCCUAGCCGUACCUCACAGCUCUCUCCCGAGGCCCUCGUCUCCGCUACGGAGCAGGUCGUUCGCCUCCUCGCCCAUGCUGUGGCAGGACCUGCCUGGAGUAAAGAACAACCCGGAGACCAAGAAUCUCAGCCAGGACGAAAGACGACUUCAGGAGGUAAGGUUCGAGGUGGUGACCUCCGAGGCAUCGUACUGCAGCAGUCUGGACAUCGUGGUGGAGCACUUCGUAAAGUCCAAGCAGCUGAACUCAUACUUAGCCUCGCAGGACAAGAACUGGUUGUUUUCCAGACUGUGUGAUGUCAGAGCCCUCAGUCACAGUUUCUUCACUCAGCUGGAGGGACGAGUGGAGAGCAACAUAAUGCACUUUACAGUCUGUGACCUUAUCAUCAAACACUGUCCCCGAUUCCGAGCCGCCUACGUACCCUACCUCACCAACCAGUCCUACCAGGACAAGACAUACCAAAGAUUAAUAAAUGAGAACUCUGGGUUUCGGCACACAGUGGAAACGCUGGAGCAGAGCCCCCGGUGCCAGAGACUCCCGUUCCGUUCCUUUCUCAUCCUUCCGUUUCAGAGAAUCACUCGCCUUAAACUUCUAGUACAGAACAUUUUAAAGAGAACAGCUCCAAAGUCUAAGGAAGAAGCACAAGCCAUAAAAGCUAUGAAGUUACUGGAGAAGAUGAUACAGGACAGUAAUGACAGUAUUACUCAGAUGAAGAGCAUCGAAUCGCUCGUAUCCCUCAACGCAAAAGUGGACUUUGAGUGCAAGACUCUACCGCUGAUCAGUCAGUCCCGGAGGCUGGUGAGAGAGGGCGCCGUCACAGAGCUGAGAGACUUCGCUAUAAAGGAGAGAGAGAGAACGGUCUACAUCCACCUCUUCAACGACUACCUGCUCGUCUCGCUUCCCAGAGAAAGUGGACGCUUUACGGUGAUCGACCACGCCCCUGUGUCGGAGCUGAGAGCCGAGAACUGCAACGUCAAGCUUCUUUCACUGUCGAAGAACGUCUUUCGCCUGCACUUGGCCAACAGAUCCCUGAUACUGCGCACGGACUCACAAGCUGAUAAACUGCGCUGGAUCUCUGCGCUCUCUCGUCCACAUCCUGAAAUAGACUUCAAUAGCGCACAGGACUGUGCACAGAUGCAGUGCAUCAGAGCGAUUAUAGCUCAGCAACCGGAUGAACUGAGCUUAGAGAAGGCCGACGUGCUGCUCGUCCUUCAGCAGAGCGUCGAUGGCUGGGUGGAGGGAACACGUCUGUCGGACAGACUUCGUGGAUGGGUGCCCAAGACUCACCUGGAAAUAAUAAAGAGUGAUAAAGCUCGCCAGAGUAACCUGAUCGACGCACUGAAAAUCACCACCGCAACGGCCACUGACUGACGCGUUUACAAAACUACUUACAAAUCUGGGAGUAUCAAUUUUCCUUAUCCUUCAUCUCUGCCUGAAAGAUCCAGAGUGAAAGACUCGAUUGUGAAGAGCCACUCGGGUUGUUUAACAUGCUGAUUUUAAUGCACUUUAUCAAGGAUUUAUCAGGACACUCUGGGCUCUUUGGAAUAUUCUAAGCUUUUAUUGGAACGUCGUCCUUGGAGACGGAUUAUUAUUCCUGGAGAAAAAGAAACAGAAGAGCUACAAGACCAUGAUCUUUAUCUUUUAUCAAGAUUGUACAGAUUUUAUAUAACGUGAUGCAAAGUUUUGUACCACUGAGCCUAAGAGCUAUGGACGGAUAAUAAUCCAAAACAAUAAAGAGACAUGAAGAGGUCAUGGAAGCCAACACAUGAAAUAAUGACUUCUAAUAAAUGUCCAACUUUCUUAAAAUUUCUACGCAGUGCUGCAGUGUUACAUGAACAUAUACAACCCCAAAUCAGAAAAAGUUGGGACAGUAUGGAAAAUGCAAAUGAAAUAAAAAC